AUAUCGCUUGUUUCUUCAAGUUGAAGAACAAAGCUCGAGUAACAAAGAUACUUGACAGCUUUGGCUUUCAUUCAGAUAUUGGAAUAAGAGUAUUAAUUGAUAAGUCUCUCAUAAGUGUUUCGUAUAACAUGUUAUGGAUGCAUGAUUUACUACAAGAGAUGGGUUGGGAAAUUGUUCGCCAAGAAUCUCGUAAGGAGCCAGGAAAACGCAGCAGGUUGUGGCUUUUCGAGGAUGUCUAUGAUGUACUAGUGAAUAAUAAGGCAAGAGAUUUGGUGCAGUUUGAAUUCAGUUACUAACGUAUAACUAAGCAAAACUAUAAUCUGUUCUUCUUAGUCUGCUAUAUCAUGCAGUUGUCUUGAUGUUUUCUCUUGUUAAUUAGGGUACCGAAGUCAUUGAAGGCAUAGUCCUAACUUCACGUGCAGACGAAGAGGUUCACACGAGCACUGAGGCCUUCUCUAAGAUGAACAAACUGCGGAUGCUCAAAUUAGGUAAUGUGCACCUUUCUGAAGAGCUUACAUAUCUCUCGAAUGAGUUAAGAGUUCUCAAAUGGCAUGGAUAUCCUUCAAGAUCUCUCCCAUCAAAUUUCCAACCAGAAAAACUUUUCGAACUUAGCUUGUGUAAUAGCCGCAUUGAAGAACUCUGGAAAGUUAUAAAGAAGCCUCUGGAGAAGUUGAAAAUCAUUAAGCUAAGUUACUCUCAAAGUCUCAUCAAGACCCCGGAUUUUACUGCAGUCCCAAACCUUGAGAGGCUGAUCCUCAAAGGUUGCACAAGUUUAUCCAAAAUUCACCCAUCCAUCACAGGGCUUAAAAGACUUGUUUUGUUGAAUCUGAAAGAUUGUAAAAGUCUUCGAAGUCUUCCAAGCUCCAUAGAACUGAAGUCCCUUAGAAUUUUCAUUCUUUCCGGUUGCACAAAACUCAAAAAGUUCCCUAAGAUUGUCGGAAAUAUGGAACACUUGUUCAAACUGUCAUUAGAUGGUACAGCUAUACGAGAACUUCCCUCAACAAUUGACCAUAUACCCGGCCUUGUAUAUUUAAGUAUGAGAGAUUGUAAAGGCCUUGUGAAUCUUCCGAGCUCCAUUUGUGCGUUGGAGUCUCUUAAAGUUCUUGCAUUAUCUGGUUGCUCAAAACUUGAAAAACUGCCCAAUAACUUGGGGCAUUUAGAAUCAUUAGAGGAUCUUGAUAUUGGUGGAACAGCUAUAAGAGAAGCACCGCCCUCCGUUGAACUCUUGAAGAACCUUAAGUUAUUAUCUUUCCGCGGAUGUAAUGGACUGCCAUCUACUCCGUGGAUUUCAUCCCUUUGGUCCACAUUGGUCAUGAGAGGACGUCAAGAUUCUACGGGGCUUCUGGUUCCCUGUUUGUCAAGCUUACAUUCAUUAACGGAACUUGAUCUAAGUGACUGCAAUCUAUCAGAAGGAAUGCUUCCCUCGGAUCUUGGCUGCUUAACCUCAUUGGUGAAGCUAAAUCUGAAUAGAAACAACUUCGUUAGUGUACCUGCAAGCAUCAGUCAACUUACAAAGCUUACAGAACUGAACUUAAAUGGUUGCAAGAGGCUUCAAUUAUUGCCAGACAUUCCAUCGAGUGUAAGAGAACUAAUGGCACAAGAUUGUUCGUCACUGGAAACGUUUUCAAAUCCAUUGUCUGCAGGCAGUUCAGUGUGGGCGGGGUUCAGUUUUAUUAACUGCUAUAGAUUGGCAGGGAAUGAAGGCAUUAACCUGACCUUUCUCAUGCUCAGAAAGUAUCUUCAAUCAUCAAUGAAAGCUGAUUCUCAGGAACCAUUUGCUGGAUUCAGUAGUGCUGUUCCUGGAAGUGAAAUACCAACAUGGUUCAUGCAUCAGAGUGUGGGCACUUCAUUAAGUAUCGAGGUGCGUCCACAUUGGUGCAGUAGUAAGUUCAAGGGAGUUGCCGUAUCUGCUGUUUUCGGAGUCUGCGAGAAUGCAACCAUCCACCGUGUAGAUUUGAAUUCAACAGAUGAUCCAAUGAUUCGGUGUGAGUUGGAUACUGACAAAGGUACAAUGAGCCCUGGCAUUGUUUUUCCCUUCACCAAAGACAUACGGAUCGAGUCUGAUCACCUUUGGCUGUCCUACCUAUCGCGCAACGGGUUUCCAGUGAGUGCAUUUGAGUGGUGGAAAUGUAGACACAUUCAGGCUUCGUUCAAGUCCAGUGUCCCUGGCUUGGAGGUGAAAAUGUGUGGGCUCCGUCUGGUAUACGAGCAAGACAUGGAAGAGAUAUUCCGUGCUGAUUUUGAUGAAUCAUCAGUAGGACUAAGAGGUGCCGUAAUAACUGGACAAUGUCGUGAUAUCUACGAGUGCUAUGAUGAAGUCGAACGCAGGGAAAGCGGUAAAGUCAAUCCGAUGAUUGGAAAUGCAGUCAAAUUCUUCAGAGCCUUUCUGGUUGGAUUGCUAGUUUUGAUUCUUUGGCAACUUUGCUUUUCCCGGGUUCCUUGUCUGUCAAGUUAUUGCUAAGUUAAUGCGUCUCUUCUGAGUAACUUCUGGGUAACAGAAGUUCACUUCCCCGUUCUUCGAGUUCUAGUUCUGUGCUGCCGUCUCCGCCGCUGCCGCUUCGAAUUCUUUUACUGCCGCCAUGAAACCGCUGAUGAGAAAUGGGAGAUGCAAAUACAAUGAGAUGAUGGAAUGGUUGAUCGUAAUCUGCAGUUAGAGAGUCAAGGGUUUCGGUGACUAAUUUAUAAAUAUUUGGGUGUCUAAUGUCCAUAUUCUAUGAUUUGGU
This is a messenger RNA of Malus domestica (apple), 2723 nucleotides long. NCBI's taxonomy places the organism in Eukaryota, Viridiplantae, Streptophyta, Magnoliopsida, Rosales, Rosaceae. The record is from RefSeq and is a predicted model, not a curated record.